Molecule: messenger RNA, 744 nt
Organism: Lathyrus oleraceus (garden pea)
Lineage: Eukaryota; Viridiplantae; Streptophyta; Magnoliopsida; Fabales; Fabaceae
Product: cyclin-dependent protein kinase inhibitor SMR6
Exons: 1
Coding region: 208-576 (122 amino acids)
Biological process (GO): regulation of DNA endoreduplication
Source: RefSeq, a predicted model, not a curated record
UCCUCGGGUUCUCUCUUGUUUCCUUUUCCAUUCUUCUUUUCCCACACGCAACUUUCAACAUCACACCCCUCUCUCCUACAUUUAAUACCAUAUCUUACUCUUUUCUCUUUCCAUCUCUCAAAAAUCUCUUCUCUUUUCCCUCUUCUCCACCCUUUUUCAUUUCUCAACAUUUUCAUUUCUUCAUAUUCCUCACUUUAUUACUACAAUAUGGGGUACUCAGAGAAAGCACAAGUAGAAGGAGGAAUUGAGUCAGAAAAUAAUCGAAAAUGGGUUAUAGCUGGAAUUUCUUUACGAGCUCCAUUGAAGCCAAUUUUAACAAUUCCUAUAGAAAAACAACAACAACAACAGAAAGAAGAAGAAGAAGAAGUUGAAAUUGUUACAGAGGAAGAAUGUUCAACACCGACAAACGAGGAAUCAAAAAUUCCAACGUUGUUCACGUGUCCACCUGCUCCUAGAAAGCAAAAAUCUUCUUUGAAGUGGAACAGGAACUAUCAAGGUAGUGGUAGUGUUGUAAGAGAGUUUUUUACAGCGCCUGAUUUAGAAACCGUCUUUGUAAGACAUGUUGAAACUGCGUAAAGGUUAUAAUAACCUUAGUUUUUAGCUAGGUGUAAUAGCUCUUGUUAUGUUAUGUACCUUAGUUAAUUUUCUGUGUAUUUUUUUUUUCUAGUUAUAGAGUUUCCUUUAGAUUUGGACUAUUUUGUAUAGAGCUUUCUCAAAAUGAAUAAAAUUAUUUGUAUGAUUGAA